AUGUCUCUCUCUUUUUUGCUGUCAAUUCUGCCUGCCCACCUCUCUCUGUUGUCAAUUCCGCCUGCCUGUCUCUCUCUCUCUCUUUCUCUGUUGUCAAUUCUGCCUGCCUGUCUGUCUCUCUCUCUCUUCCUCUGUCGUCAAUUCCGCCUGCCCCCCCCCCCUCUCUCUUUCUCUCUUCGUCAAUUUGCCCCCUCUCUCUUUCCGUCGUCAAUUCCCGCCUGCCCCCCCUCUCUCUUUCCGUCGUCAAUUCCGCCCCCCCCCUCUCUCUUUCCGUCGUCAAUUCCGCCUGCCUCUCUCUCUUUUUCUGUCGUCAAUUCCGCCUGCCCCCUCUCUCUCUUCCGUCAAUUCCGCCUGCCCCCCCUCUCUGUUGCCAAUUGCUUGUCUCUCUCUCUCUGUUGUCAAUUUCUCUCUCCCGUCUCUCUCUCUGUCUCAAUUCUCCUGCCCGUCUCUCUCUCUCUCUCAAUUCCAAUUCUCUCUCUCUCUCUCCCUCUCUCUCUGUUUCCGUCUCUCUCUCUCUCUCUCUCUCUCUGUCGUCAAUUCCGCCUGCCGUCUCUUCCUCUCUCUGCCGUCAAUUCCGCCUGCCCGUCUCUCUCUCUCUCUCUGUGUCAAUUCUCCCUGCCGUCUCUCUCUCUCUCUCUCUGUAGUCAAUUCCCCUGCCCGUCUCUCUCUCUCUCUCUCUCUGUCAAUUCCGUCUCGUCUCUCUCUCUCUCUCUCAAUUCUCCCUGCCCGUCUCUCUCUCGUCAAUUCAAUUCCUGCCCGCCUCUCUCUCUCUCUCUCUCUCUCUCUCUCGUCAAUUCCGCCUGCCCGUCUCUCUCUCUCUCUCUCUGUCGUCAAUUCCCUGCCCGUCUCUCUCUCUCUCUCUCUCAAUUCAAUUCCGCCUGCCCGUCUCUCUCUCUCUCUCUGUCGUCAAUUCAAUUCCGCCUGCCCGUCAAUUCUCUCUCUCUCUCUCUCUGUCGUCAAUUCCAGCCUGCCUCUCUCUCUCUCUCUCUCUCAAUUCCGCCUGCCGUCUCUCUCUCUCUCUCUCUCUAUCGUCAAUUCCCCUGCCCGUCUCUCUCUCUCUCUCUGUCUCUCUCUCUCUCUCUCCUGCCCUCUCUCUCUCUCUCUCUCUCUCUCUCUCUCUCUCUGUCGUCAAUUCCGCCUGCCCGUCUCUCUCUCUCUCUCUCUGUCGUCAAUUCCGCCUGCCCGUCUCUCUCUCUCUCUCUCUCUGUCGUCAAUUCCGCCUGCCCGUCUCUCUCUCUCUCUCUCUCUGUCGUCAAUUCCGCCUGCCGUCUCUCUCUCUCUCUCUCUCUGUCGUCAAUUCCCCUGCCCGUCUCUCUCUCUCCUCUCUCUGUCGUCAAUUCUCUCUCUCUCUCUCUGUCGUCAUCCAUGCCAUCUCUCUCUCUCUCUCUCUCGUCAAUUCAAUUCUGUCCCAUCUCUCUCUCUCUCUGUCGUCAAUUCCGUCUGCCCAUCUCUCUCUCUCUGUCGUUAAUUCCGCCUGCUUCUCUCUAA
This is a messenger RNA of Acanthosepion pharaonis, 1488 nucleotides long. NCBI's taxonomy places the organism in Eukaryota, Metazoa, Mollusca, Cephalopoda, Sepiida, Sepiidae. The record is from the annotation of a GenBank genome assembly.